CCCUUUUCUCACUCUCCUUGGCGGCUUAGUGUUCUCUUCCCACCGACGUUGUCUCCGCCGUUCUUUCCCAAAACCCUAAUUUUUCAUCUCCUACUUAGUCUACUUACACACCCAUAUCCCAUAUCUGUACCUCUUUUUUUCUGGGUUUGCAUCAGAAUAAGAUGACGGAGGCUUCAGUGGGGCAAAAGCAGAAGCAGCUCGAGUUCGCUUUGGCAUCAGUGUGUGACCUUACUGCUGCCUCUGUUUCUUCGUCUGUGCCAGUGAUUGCUAGGUUCAUUGCCGACAGUGGAGUUGCGGAGCUUCGAUUUUGUAGAGAGUCGGAUUCUGUUGAAGGGUUCAACGUUGAUCUCCGAACUGCUCAGCUAUUCAAGUUAGGACCUUUGCAAUCAGUUUGUAUUUCUGAAGGUUCUAAUACCAAUAAGGAGAAUUCAUAUUCAAGAGGAGUCACAAUCCAAUUUAAAAAUGCGGAGGAGAGCAGGGACUUCCAUUGUGCAUUUGAGCAAUGGAAGAAUGAAGUUGUUCAAGGAACAUGUUUACCAAAUGGAGAAAUUUCUGCUUCCAGGAGCAAGUUUGAUGAUAAAAUAGAGCCAUCUUCUGCUAAAAUGUACUUCCAUUAUUAUGGGCAAUUGUUGCAUCAGCAGAAUAUGUUACAGGAUUAUGUGAGGACAGGGACAUACUAUGCUGCUGUGAUUGAGAACCGUGGAGAUUUUACUGGUCGUGUGGUGGUUGAUGUUGGUGCAGGUAGUGGCAUUUUGUCAUUAUUUGCUGCACAGGCUGGUGCAAAGCAUGUUUAUGCUGUGGAAGCAUCUGAAAUGGCAGAAUAUGCCCGCAAACUUAUUUCUGGGAACCCAGCCCUGGCUGAACGGAUCACUGUAAUCAAGGGAAAAAUUGAGGAAGUUGAAUUGCCUGAGAAAGCUGAUAUUCUCAUAUCUGAACCAAUGGGCACCUUAUUAGUUAAUGAAAGAAUGUUGGAGUCCUAUGUUAUUGCAAGAGAUCGGUUUCUUGUUCCAAAUGGAAAAAUGUUUCCUACACUUGGAAGGAUUCAUAUGGCACCUUUCACUGAUGAAUAUUUAUUUGUUGAAGUUGCAAAUAAGGCUUUAUUUUGGCAGCAACAAAAUUAUUAUGGGGUUGAUCUCACACCACUCUAUGGGUCAGCAUUUCAGGGCUACUUCUCUCAGGUUUGUCUGUACGCCAUGAUGCUUGAGAAUUUGUUUAAAAUACUUAAGCUACUUCUCAACCUUUUUAAAAUUGGGUCAAGGCCUGAAGGUCAAUCUAGAGGAUCUUAAUGCAUGUAUCUCUUUCAGCUUCCACUUUAUGAUGUUGUUUUUGGUAUACAAGUCAGACUUUAGAAUACAACCGUCACACUUGCCCUUCAGAAAGCGACAGAGUAUAAAGAAGUUUAUUUGUUUUCUUUUUUUCUUUUUCUUUUUUUAUUUAAAUUUUUGUUUGUGUGGUUGUAUUGACUCUUUUAACUUGACCCUAACUUAUUCCCCUUUUUACUACCAUAUUUUUGCUAAUCUUGAAUUUAUAGCUUCUGCCACUGAGAUCUUCUUUUUGUUGGGCUAGCCAUAUGCAUGUUCCACUGUGUGAAUUUUUUGAACUGACGCUUCUAUGAUUCCAUCCUUAUUUGUUUGCUUGCUUCUCUUUUAUCAGAUUCUUAUGGUUGUUUCCAUUAUGGUUUUCUUUUAUUUCCAUGUAUUGAUGGGGUACUUUUGCCUUCAUAAAGCCUGUGGUGGAUGCCUUUGAUCCAAGAUUAUUGGUGUCUCCCCCAAUCUGCCAUGUGCUUGACUUUACUGAAAUAAAGGAAGAGGAGUUAUAUGAAAUUGAUAUUCCAUUGAAAUUCGUAGCAGCUGUUGGCACUAGAGUGCAUGGCGUGGCUUGCUGGUUUGAUGUAUUGUUUAGUGGGAGUACUGUUCAAAGAUGGCUUACCACUGCCCCGGGUGCACCUACGACCCACUGGUACCAAAUACGUUGUGUUCUCUCUCAGCCAAUUUAUGUCAUGGCCGGACAGGAAAUUUCAGGCCGACUGCGCAUGAUAGCCCACAAUGCACAGAGUUACACCAUACAUCUAACAUUGUCAGGUUGUUUUCUUCUCUUUUUUAUCAUUAUGUCAUUGCUUUUGUUUCUAACAACACAGGUUACUGUGACUCCUAUAGCUAAAAUGUGGGGCCCUGGGGCUGAACAAGGAGGAAUUAUUCAGACCUCAUCCUGCAAACUAGAUCUC
Molecule: messenger RNA, 2224 nt
Organism: Rubroshorea leprosula
Lineage: Eukaryota; Viridiplantae; Streptophyta; Magnoliopsida; Malvales; Dipterocarpaceae
Source: the annotation of a GenBank genome assembly